Messenger RNA from Oryzias latipes (Japanese medaka), 2927 nucleotides. It is a transcript of the gene dzank1, whose product is annotated as double zinc ribbon and ankyrin repeat domains 1. Gene Ontology annotation, molecular function: protein binding. NCBI's taxonomy places the organism in Eukaryota, Metazoa, Chordata, Actinopteri, Beloniformes, Adrianichthyidae. The record is from RefSeq and is a predicted model, not a curated record.
GAUACAGUGUGCCGCUUUUACUCUGAAGGGUAGAAAGAGGAAGUGAGGUGUGUUUCCUAGGGGCGGGGUCUGGAUGGGGGUCAGUUUUGUGAAGUCGGGUUUCAUCUUUUCUCAGUGUUAAUAGUUUCCGUAGGUCUCAUGAGCAAACAGGUCUGAGUCUGUGUGUGAAAGGCUCAGUAUCCACGAGCUCAACGUAACGUUACCGGCACCUAUCCGGGGAUGGGGUUGAGGUGGGGGUCAUAAACCCGUUUGCGUGUCCCGGUAGAUUCUCCUUAUCUCCGCCGGCGUCAGGCGCGCGGAUGCGGAUAAAACAAGCGGCGCUGUGGGCGGAGCUAGUUUCCAUGGUGACGGGCCGCUCAAACUCAGCAGCAGGAGUGAAACGACCCGCGGAACCUCGCAGAGCGUCCGGUACCGGCGGACAGAGGCCGUUCUGAUCCCCGCGCCCCCGCUCGGCUUCCAGUGAUCUGUUGCCAUGGCAGCAGGGGCGGUGUCGGCCCCACUCAUCAUCCCCAUCACCCUCGGCGAGACCUCCAGAGGCAAGAGCCAGAUCAGCACCCGCACCCCCGUGUCCAUGCACUCAGACACUGCAGGUGCGCUCAUCUUCUUCACUCUGGAUGGGUCAAAGCCGCUGGAGACCGGCAGGUCGGCGGGCAGCAGCAGGAAGUACAGCAAGCCCGUCCUACUUCCUUCUGGGCGGGUCUCCGUCAGAGCGGUAGCUGUCACCAGCUGUGUCCGCAGCGACGGCCGGCAGAGCUCUGUGGUCACCAAGGUCUUCGUGGUGGAUCAGGCCGCGGGCAGAGACCUGCAGGACCUCCACCAGAGUCUGCCUGUUGGAACCUGUUCCUCAGAGAACCCUGCAGGUUCUCCACCACGAGCCUCAGAACUCUUUCACACUCCCCGGCGAUCCAGGGCCCCCGCCUGCUUCCUUUGGGGGUCCCAGUCUGCAGUAAACAAAGGCGGUCAUGUGACAGCUGGGAGGGAGAAGCUGAGCUCUGAGAGGUGUGCUCAGUGUCUCCAGUUUGGUCCAUCAGACCCGUUGGCCCAGUUCUGUGCUUACUGUGGAGCCCCAGUUCCCGCCCCUCCAGGCCAGACCCUGCCCCCUGCUGAACCCGGACAGGUACUGAACUCACCUGCUCCAGCCUCUGUCCAGGUGUGUGCUCAGCUGCUGUGUGUCUCCUGUAACUCUGCACUUCCUGAGAACGCACACAUGUGUUUGGUCUGCGAGGAGCCGGUCCACGUCAGCCGUGCACUUCAGCAGGUGUUGUGCGUCUCCUGUGGGAGUGGGAACCCUCCUGACAUCAGCAGAUGUUUGACCUGCGAGGGCUUCCUCUCGUCCACACCUUCUGCCCAGGUGGGGGGCGGGGCUCUGGCCAGCUGCAGGACGAUUACCUGCUCCAGGUGCAACAGUGAGAACCGCAGUGAUGCAAGAUUCUGCAACAGCUGCGGCUCCAAGACUGCUGCCAAAGUUUCACAGAAAUCCACGCCUUCAUCUGACCCCACCCCAAGCCUGAAGGUAACCCCUCCCACUGUUGACAAGCAUACACAGACCAUAGGACUCUAUUACCCAUCCUUCACUGAGCUGCAAAGAAAGGAGCCGCAGAGACAGCAAGGACCCAGAGACCCGCAGCCUCCUCUGACCGCCGUCAGCCCGGGCCGCGGUUUCUGGAGGAAGCAGUUGGAUCAUGUCUGUGGUCAUCUGAGAAGUUAUGCUCAGAACAACGCCCCCUUCAGGGCUCUCCUGGGAGAGCCUCGUUUUGGUCGGAUGGUUUCUGCAGUGAUCCAGGAAGACCAGUUUGAAGUCAGUCUGACGGUCAGCUUUGCCUCAGCUGGACUCAAACCGCAGCAGGGGGGGCCUGAAGGAGACCAUGGAACCCCAACAGGUGGAGGACCUGGACCAGCAAGUCAGACUGAGACUCUAAGCAGCGUCACAGAACGCUCUACAGACAGCAUUGAUAGAAGCGGGCCGGCCUCAGGUGUUCCUAACCUCAAACUACACGUGGAACAGGACCGCGCAAUUCUUGACAGUCAGCUGCUGAAGGAGUUAGGACCAGGUGGAGGUCGGGUCGGUACCGUCCAGCGGCUCCUCGAUCAAGGGGCGGAUCCUUCUUGCUGUGGGAGCGACGGCAGACACGCCCUGGCCGUCGCCGUGAUGAACCGUCACCCUGAUGUUCUUCCUGUUCUGCUGCAGCGAGGAGCCGAUCCGGACCAACAGUCUGGAUCGAUGAAGAACACAGGUCUGCAUGAGGCUGCAGCUCUGGGCUCUGCGGGGCUGCAGUGUGCUGCUGUUCUGCUCAGUCCAACAGGAAGCGCCGGUUUUCUCUUUAGCGCAAAAGCGGAUCAAAUCCCAGAAUUCUCACAAAAACUUGGGGUCCAUCCCGUCCCGUCCUCCCGGUUCCGGUGGAAUCCUGCUGAGAAAGUCCGUGUCAGACGGUGGAGUUGAAGCUGCUCUGAAGGCCUGGAUGAGCAACCAGAGACUCCGCCCACCACCCGUUCACGUGACUGACAGGAUUCAUGAGUACAAACACCAUCUUCAGAUUGAUCAAUGUGAUUAUUGAUCUCUGCUGUGUCCCACACUCCUAAUCCAUCAGAAUGCUGCCCCCCCCCCAUCUACAUUCACAUAAAAGCACAUGCCGGUUCUGAACGCUGUUGGACUUCAAGAACACAGCAGCCGGUUCUGAACGCCACGGUUCAGAACCGGCUGCUGUGUUCUUGAAGUCCAACAGCGUUGAAGCGAUCGCCUGAUGUUUUAGACGUGUCCAUUCCUCAGAAGCUCCACCCCCUUUCUGUCUCGUAACGUUUGACACUGCAGGUGCAAUGUGGGCGGGGCCUGUUCUCCCACCUACUCCUCCCAUCUGAUGAAGCCCCCCUGCUUUCAGAUGGAAGGCCAGCGUGAGGCAGAGGAACGCUGUGGGGGAGACGCCUUACGA